UCCUCCUGGACGAGCAGGCUUUCCGGGUGACAAAGGAAGUCUGGGGAUUCCAGGAAGAAUGGGCUUUAAAGGACAAGCAGGGGAGAAGGGAGCCCCAGGAGAACCAGGUCUAUCUAUCAUUGGACCAAGAGGACCUCCUGGCCAACCAGGAACAAGAGGAUUCCCAGGCUUCCCAGGCCCCAUUGGGUUGGAUGGCAAGCCUGGACAAAGUGGGCCUAAGGGUGACUUGGGUUCGCGUGGUCCUAAAGGACUCCCUGGGGAACCGGGACCCAAAGGAGAGAAGGGUGUCUGUGGUGACUACACACAUCGGAAGCGACGUAUUGUACAUCCCUGUGUUGGACAGUCGGCCACAAUGUUGCCUAUCACCGUGCGCAACAUGCCCUCAAUAAGCCCUCUAAUCCUAAAACGCCUCAAGCAGGGCGAGCCAGGAGCGCAGGGCCCCCCUGGACCUCCUGGGCUUCCAGGUAACCCAGGCCUCAACGGAGCCAGCGGCCCGCCGGGUAAGCCAGGUGAACCAGGAAAACCAGGAAAAGACCCCAGGCUUUUACCAGGAUUGAAGGGUGAGCCAGGUAUGCCAGGGCAGAAGGGCGAUCAAGGGGAUGUUGGCCCACCAGGUCCUGAAGGCCCAAAGGGCGGCCAAGGAAUCAAGGGAGAACCAGGCUUCCCAGGAUCUCCUGGGUCAAAGGGCCAGGCUGGCACCCCUGGUAUCCCUGGUAUCCCUGGCAAGAGGGGCUACAGGGGAGAAAAGGGGGAGUGUAUUAUUUCAGCGCUUGGAAUUAAAGGAGAACCUGGCCCACCAGGACUACCGGGCGGAAUGGGACCUAAGGGUAACAAAGGUGAUCAAGGAGAAGAGGGUGAAGCAGGUCCUGAAGGCCCCGUUGGACCAAGGGGCCCCCCUGGUCCAACUGGUGAGCCAGGAAAGGCUGAAAUCCACAAUAAUGAAAAUGAUAUUCGCAACAUACCUCUGAUGGGCCCGCCUGGAUUACCUGGACCUCCAGGGACACCAGGGCUCAACGGGGCAAAGGGCGAAGUUGGCCUUCCAGGUCCUCCAGGCCUGGAUGGGGAAAAAGGGCCGAGAGGAAAGCCUGGGGAGCCUGGUCCUCCAGGCCCAUUUGGCCCUGAGGGUCCCAGAGGAGAGGGUGGUGUCAUGGGUUUCCCCGGACCCAAGGGAGACAAGGGAGACAUGGGUCCUUCUGGAUCACCGGGUUUAGAUGGCCCUACUGGUGAAAAGGGGGCUACAGGGUCCCCUGGCCCUAUUGGAUUACCUGGCACAAUGGGGACAAAGGGCGAACCAGGGGAAGGAGGAAGGUCAGAGAUGCUCUACGGUCCUCCAGGUCCCCCAGGACCAGUUGGCCCAGCAGGAUCACAAGGACCUUCAGGGCCAAAGGGAGAACCUGGCAUCGGUUUCAGGGGAGAAAAGGGAGCAACGGGUCAGAAGGGUGACAAAGGAGACAGAGGCCAUCUUGGACUGCCUGGGGCUCAUGGGUUAGACGGCAGACCCGGUCCAGUGGGUCUGAUAGGACCAGCAGGUGUACCAGGGCCAGCAGGACCAAAGGGAGAGAGGGGUGAGAAGGGAGACACAGGAGUACCAGGACCAAUCGGCUCGCAAGGCAUCCCCGGUUUAGCAGGACCACAAGGACUCAAAGGCAACCGGGGUUUCCGAGGCUUUAAGGGGGAGAAAGGUGAACCGGGCUUGCCAGGCCUGGACGGGCUGGAUGCCCCUUGCCCUGUGGGAGAUGACGGCCUGCCUGUACCAGGCUGUUGGAACAAAUGAUAACUUUGGAAUGGCUUGUGUAAUUGUACAUAGGAUAUUUAUUUUUUUACCUAUCCUGUUAUAACACACCGCAAAGAUCUUAAAAACCAUAUGACAAAUGUUUUGUACUAAUUUUUUGUAUUUUUACAUAUGUAAGACAAUGUAUUUGACAUGUAUAUCUGUGCAUCACUUUUUAACAUGUUUGGAUCAGGAAGUAUUAAUGAUGAGCAGUUACAUAUGCAUGAUAUUUGUGCAUACUGUGGUGUGGAUAAUGCUUUUUAACUUAUUGUACUGUGUUGUUGUGUUCUGUUGGACUAGACCAUGCUGCACUGAGUUGAGGCUGGAAAGAUUCUUAAAGGCAUUUCAAAAAGUCUUAGUUGAACUCUCCUCUUUAUCGUUCAAACGUUACUUCACGUUCACACAGUGCUGGAAAGCUCUCCAAAGUCUUUAUUUUUAUGUUUGGUCGUGGGCUCAUAUUGUGCUGAUUAACUCCUUUUUUGUUCAUUUUAGGCCUGUCACGGUGUUUAAUGCUCAUUUCUGUCCCAUAAGCAAUUACAGCUUAGUCAAUUCCGAAGAGUACAUUUAGUACAUUAUAAAUAACAAUACUUUUAAGGGAAUGCUUUUACAGUAGAACCCGUUUUUGACUGGCUGACUCACGUCCACAUCAGCCGUCGACAUAACCAAAACUAGCCAUUGCUUGCACAUUUACUUGUGACAUAAGGCGAAUGGCUGAUAAUAAAGGAUUUUUCAACCUAUAACAUCAUUUUCCUGCAUUUAUUUUUAUUUGGAUUCUUGUAUUUUCCUUUCACAUUUUAUUUUAUAGUCUUAUCUAACAGACCUGCUGUGCUCAUUUGGUUGCACGUCUUGACUACAAUGACAAUAAAGUUUUUGUGCAUGCGCAAAUGUUUCUGUUGGUAAAAAAAAUUAAACGUGUGCAUUUUGUUAGUUGCUGUGGUAGAAUCCACCACAUCUUUAUACGUCCGUGCUUUUAUUUUGAAGCUUACUUGGCACUGAUCAGGAAGUGACGGUGUGUAGGUUCCUGUGUAACUAGACUAUAAAGACGCAAAUGAGUUGUCGUCAUUCAUUUUUUUGUAAUCGUUCAAAAAAUUAGACUUGUUUGCGAACGGCACAUAUCAAUAAGCGAGCCGGCGACCGGAUAAAAGCAGUUACAUAAUAAAGCGCCACAUUUCUUGCCGGUGCUGGCGUUGUAACGUCAUGUUUGAAAGUGCAAUUAGAUUCAUCCAUACUAGAAAGCAAUAACAGCUGAGCAACGUCACUUCCAACACUGGUUAUUCAUGUCAGUGUUGCAAUGCUUUGUCCUUAAUGAUGCAUUUUUUCAUUUCUGCUGCUCGUACUUCAAUGGAACCUUGGUUAGUGUCAAAUCCAUUCCAGAAGGUUCGACUCAAACAGAAACGGACGCAAACCGCAUACAUUUUUCCCAUAAAGGAAUAAUGUAAAUCCAAUUAAUCCGUUCCAGAAAACCAAAACUGCUAACACAAAACACACUUUUCUAGUUUUACAUCAGACAACAAUUUGAGAUGCAUAUAAAUGAUGAAUUGAAGGGAGAAAUGUCCAUUUUAGGUUAUAUUUACCUUCACUGAAAAUGUGAUUGUUGCCAAAGAGACGAUGUGGCGGUGAGAUAAAAACAGCUUUCUGUUUUGCCAUGAGUUAUUUCUUGAAUUCAAUUAUGCUUCUCACCUCAAGUCUCUGAUUUUCUUUUGAUCACGGCUACAAAAUAAGCCAAAAUAGAGCCAAAGAAAGGUGCCAGCGGCAGCAUUUUAAUAAAGGUGAGAAACACUAUUGAAUUUAAGAAACAACUCGGUGCCGGAUAGCAAACUGACGGUGCUGUCCGUGUUGAUGUCGCUGCCUCAUCGUGUCCUUGGCAACAAUCAUGUCUUAAAUGAAGGUCAAAGUAACCGUAAAUGUUCAUUUAUCCCUUUCAUUCAUCACAUAUGCAUUUACAAUUAUUUUACGCAUGUAAAACUAGAAUUGUAAAACUAUAAAAACGUGUUUUGUGUUAACAUUUUUGAGACAUGUCAAUUUAUCAAGGGUGUAAUUAUCAACCUUUUUUUAGCGUUUGAUGUAUCGAUUAUUGUGGCAGGCCCAGGCGUAACUGUGUUAGCAAGCAAAGAACUGCAGAAUCAACUGCUGGUGACGUCACAGACGGAUGACUUAGCUGACUUCCGCUUCCUUUUUCCAUGUCCUGUAUUAGCAAGCUAAUAGGAUGCUAACAAGGAUGUAAUCUGAAAAGAAAUACGUUAAGAACACAGUUGGACUUACGCAGUGUACACUGUGUUCCACAUGAUUAUGCAAAUAGAAUACCAGUAUCAUAAACAUACAUUUUUUGUUUUUCAAUGAAAUUCGUGGAUGAUAUUGUGUCUUGGGGCUCUUUGGAUUACUGAUAUCAAUCUCGGACAACUGUCAUGAUUAGGUUGCCAGCUGAGCCCAGUCAAAAGAAAACUUAAAAAUGACAUUUUUAAAUGACAUUAUUAAGCAUGCCACAGAUUUCAAGCAAUAUGGGAAAGAAAAAGGAUCUCUGUGUUGACAAAAAAAAGUGUCAAAUAUUGCACUGCCUUGGACAAGCCAUGAAAACAUUCAAUAAUUCACAAAAACUUCCAAACGGUGAAAAAAUUUGUAGCUGAUUCAAAUGACAGCCUAGGUUGUGCUGAUAAAUGAAAUAAAUAAUGAGAAAAGUUUCUGCCAGACAAAUGUAUCCAAUCAAGAAAAAAAGCAGCAAACAGGUAUUUGAAGCUGCUGGUCCCUCUGAAGUCCCAUGAACCUCAAGGUGUAGGAUCCUCCAGAGGCUUGCAGUUAUGCAUAAACCUACUAUUUGGCCACCCCUCACCAAUACUCCCAAGCAGAAACGGUUGCAGUGGGCCAGCAAAUACAUGAAGAUUCAUUUUUAACAAUCCUGUUUACUGAUGAGGGCCGUGCAACCUUGGGUGGUCUGGAUGGAUGACGUAGAGUAUGGCCAGCAUAUCUCACCAAGGCUGUGAUGUCAGCAAGGAGGUGGCUCAGUGAUGAAUCAUUGGUUCCGAUCAUUGGCUGGUAGGCCCUUUAUGGUCAUUGAAGGUAUGAAAAUGACCUCAGCAAAAUACAGGAUGUAGAGUUUCUUCCAUGGUACAAUAUGAAGAACCAUACCUUCUGUAGCUAAAUGACCUUCAUGCAUGACAAUGCACCAUCGCAUGAUGCAAAGAAUACCUACCUCUCUGUCAUUGGCUGUUAUGGGCAUAAAAGGAGAGAAACCCAUGGUUUGGUCUUUUUUCCCCCUGACCUCAACUCAAUUGAGAACCUAUGGAGCAUCGUCAAACUAGAACUAAUCUAUGAGGGUGGGAGGCAGAUCACAACAAAACAGCACCAGGGGUAGGCUAUUCUGACAUCGUGCAAAGAAAUUCAAGCAGAAACGCUCCGAAAACUCACAAGUUCGGUGUAGGAAUUGUGAAGGUUAGAUCAAAGAAGGGAUCUGAUGGUAACCUGUAACCUGGCCUGUUCAAAUGUUCGUGAUUGAAAUAGCUUUUACUUACCUGAUGCUGAAAAUUCAACAAAUGAUCAUUUGCGGUUCUUAACAACCAGUGAAAUGCUUCGAAACGCUGUUGUCAGACAAAAAUAUCAUUUGCAUUAUAAUGUGGAACACAGCGUAUUAACGACACCAUAAGACGUGCACCCUAUUAUACGAACGUGUACGCAGACUGAGGCAGAAUUUUGGCGUACAUUUUUGCUAACCGGAGCGUAUGCUAACCGAGGUUCCACUGUUUUUUUUGUGUCACGCGCGGACACCUCUGCAUCAGAUCCUUCAUUUUGUGUGUGUUUAGUAUGUUGGAACGCGGGGAAACAAACCCUGCACACAU
Dunckerocampus dactyliophorus (ringed pipefish) is the source of this 5601-nucleotide messenger RNA. RefSeq names its product collagen, type XIII, alpha 1 (gene col13a1). NCBI's taxonomy places the organism in Eukaryota, Metazoa, Chordata, Actinopteri, Syngnathiformes, Syngnathidae. The transcript has 40 exons. Bases 59 to 1774 code for a protein of 571 amino acids. The record is from RefSeq and is a predicted model, not a curated record.